UCUGGCUUUCAUUAUCAGCCCUCCACCAUGUAGGGUAGAAAAACUCCAGCCCUCGGUACCACAGAACUUGGACAGCACAUAGAGGAAAUAACCUUCUCAGACCUGCUAUACAUGAGUGAGGAGGAGAUAAAUCUAGUGGAAAUAUCUCCCUUCAAACCCUUUACCAAUUCACAAUAUAUAAAUAUUAUAUAUAACAAUAUAACUAUAUCUACAGGGAGUGCUGGUCCUUCAACUACUUUUCUAUAGAUCCAGAUUAGUGCUUGUUCUUGUUGCUUCCUAUGACGCAUCUCUUAACAUUCCUAGAAUAGAGAAAGAGUUGUGCCUCGCUCUGUAUGCCAUGCUGUCUGUGUUAGGCUCUGCUGCAUAUAGGGGGUGGCACACAAGCUUCCCUAUCUAGAACCCCAUUUAGAAUAUGCAAGAUGGGAAGGAAAAGAGCCAGCCCUGUAUAAAAUAACUACUUAUGGCAGGUAGUAAUUAUAGGGCUGCAUUCAACCCCAUAGUGCUCCAGAACUGUGAAAGUGAGUGAAAAGUUGAGUUAUAUUUUUUUUUACAUGAAUACAUACCUUUUGUUUGAUGAUAAAAAGCAUUUUUGUAGUCAACGUUAAUCUCUAUUUUCAACUUUUUUUUUACUUCUUGUUUUUAUACUUGUGUGUCUCUGCUAUGCUGAUAUUUCACCCCUUGAAUAUCACUACUCUUUUUGCUUCCUCUUGUAAUGUUGUCAUCACUACCUCCUGUAUACUUUUACCCAGUCUCCCUUUGUUACCUCAUUUGUUUCAGCAUCAUCCUCCCAUUUUCAUUUUGCUCUGCCCCCUCCCUUUUUACAUGCCCUACCCUUUGUACCUGCUAUCCUUCUCCACCUACUGCUAGCUGCCAAUCCCACAACUUAUCCCGUGUACCUUUUCCUCUGCCUAGCUCGGCACAAAGAUUAUUCCUCCAGAACAAUCAUAUUUCAGAGAUAGGUCCGGGACUUUUCUCUCCCCUUACUUCUGUUCUCUGGCUUUUUUCCAACCACAUCUCUAUACUGCAUCCUGGAGCCUUCAAUGGACUGGAGAAUUUGGAGGAGCUGGAUCUGGGCAAUAAUCCCAAAUUUCCCAUACUGCAGUCGGACACCUUUGAAGGUCUCAAGUCUCUGCGCUCAUUACACCUGUAUCACUGCCAUAUAAACAGGCUGCCUUCUGGAUUGUUUCGGGGCCUUUAUUCCCUUCGGUACCUCUAUCUACAGAACAACCGUCUAACAGUACUCCCGGAUGGCUUAUUUCGUGACCUCUUCAACCUAACCCAACUCUUUCUCUAUGGAAAUCUCUUGCAGUCUCUCCCAGCUGAGUCAUUUUUUGGUCUUUCUAACUUGGAUCGUCUUCUGCUUCAUAGUAACCAGCUUGCAGUUGUCUCACCUGGGGCAUUUAGAGGUUUAAAGAGCCUCACCAUGCUUUACCUUUUCAAUAAUAGCUUGCCUACUCUUCCAGGUGACUGCUUGCAACCAUUAACAUCCCUACAAUUUUUACGACUGAAUGAAAACCCAUGGCACUGCGACUGCAGUUGCCGCUCAUUGUGGCGGUGGUUUCAUUCCACCCCAGGUGUCUCCAGUUCCCCUGUGACCUGCAAUUCUCCUCCACCCCUAAAAGGCAGAGACCUGCGCUUUCUCGUAGAGAGAGACCUACGAUUUUGCACCUCUAAUAUCUCACCUCGUAAUGGAAACCUGUCAGAUCUUGCUUUUCCACACAAACCAUCUUCUUUUUACAUUCAAGGUGACCCAGGAGCUGUUUUGGAGGCCGGAGAGUGGGAAAACACAAUUGAGGAGGGUGGAGGAAGUGGUCAGAGUGCAAGUAUUUUGACUGAAAAACAGUAUCUAUAUAUAUCAUUCCUGCUUGUUUUGCUAAGCUGGGAAGUAAAUAGAUAUAUUUGAUCAUAUAAAGCUGAAUCUGUUUGCCUAUCCCUAUGUUACUAUGGUACUAGAAUGCUACAUAAAUAAAUUAUAGCUCUGUAUAUAUAUAAUUAUGUGUUUGUAAUGUGACCUUUUUGUGGAGGGGAAAGGGGCAAUGAUAAGGAUGGAAAAAAAUAAAGCUUUUUAUAUAUAAAUGGCUAUAUGCCUCAAUGGCCAUAAAAUAUCACAAAAAGUGUAAAUAGAAGUAAUAUUAAUUAGGAACUAGAACUCACUGUCUUUAUUGUUACUUGGCUGUAGCAAGCAAUGCCAGGCAGCAGCUGCAAGGGCAAACAAGGUUUUGAGCU
This is a messenger RNA of Xenopus tropicalis (tropical clawed frog), 2226 nucleotides long. RefSeq names its product reticulon 4 receptor like 2 (gene rtn4rl2). The record is from RefSeq and is a predicted model, not a curated record. The coding region runs from base 713 to 1903 and encodes 396 amino acids. Lineage: Eukaryota; Metazoa; Chordata; Amphibia; Anura; Pipidae. Gene Ontology annotation, cellular component: perikaryon; membrane raft; plasma membrane. The transcript is spliced from 2 exons.